Momordica charantia (bitter melon) is the source of this 2472-nucleotide messenger RNA. Its product is annotated as polygalacturonase inhibitor (DUF639). NCBI's taxonomy places the organism in Eukaryota, Viridiplantae, Streptophyta, Magnoliopsida, Cucurbitales, Cucurbitaceae. The record is from RefSeq and is a predicted model, not a curated record.
UGAUCAUAGCAGAGGGAGGAAGAACACGAGAGAGUGGAGGGGUGUUGGCUACCAACAGAUUACGAUUACGAAUCAUCUUUCUCAAAUCAACCGUUUCUUCAACUGUCAUUGCCCCAUUCGUCAAUUUCAAAUUCAUUUCUACGAGUUUCCGUUCUGUGUUCUGGUUUCCAACCCACAAUGCCGAAGAAAGUGAAGGUCGUAAUGAUGGACACCUUGAUGAAGAAUCAACCCAACACGUUCAGAUCCAUCUUCCAGCGCAAGAAAUCCAGGAAUGGCGACGAACCAUCCCCUUCCGAUUCUCCAAAAUCCAUCCCUAACUUGUCUUCCCUCGCCAAUUCCGUCGUCGUUCGCUGCUCCAAGAUUCUUCAACUGUCCACUGAAGAAAUACUACAUCUUUUUGAUUCAGAGCUACCUGGAAUUAAUAAGGAACCUGAAACUUAUUCUAGAAGUUUGUUGGAAUUUUGCUCAUACCAAGCACUUUAUUCAAUUAUCAAACGUCCAGAUUAUUUAAGUGACAAGGACUUUCGUCGCUUGACAUAUGACAUGAUGCUUGCUUGGGAGUUCCCUGGUAGUGGAAGCGAACCACUCCUGCAAGAAACUGCUUCUUGCAGUAAUGAGGAAGUAGAGGAUAAGGAAGAGUGGUCACUAUUUUAUUCAAAUUCUACAAACAUGGCUGUUCAGUUUGAUGACAAGAAAACUGUUGGGUCAGAAGCUUUUGCACGGAUAGCUCCUGCUUGCAUUGCUCUUGCUGAUAUCAUAACUGUCCACAAUCUUUUUGAUUCACUGACGAGCUCUUCAGGUCAUCGACUUCAUUUUCUUGUCUUCGACAAAUAUAUUAGAAGUCUUGACAAGGUUAUUAAGGCAACCAAAAAUUCGUUGCACCCAUCAACUGGAAAUCUUCAUCUUUCCGAAGGAGAAAUUGUCCUUGAAAUUGAUGGUACAGUACCCACUCAACCAGUCCUUCAGCAUAUUGGCAUUUCUGCAUGGCCUGGGAGGUUGACACUGACCAGUCAUGCCUUGUACUUUGAGUCAUUGGGUGUUGGUUUAUACGACAAAGCUGUUAAAUAUGACCUGGGAGCCGACAUGAAGCAGAAAAUAAAACCUGAACUUACAGGACCGCUGGGUGCCCGUCUCUUUGAUAAAGCUGUUAUGUACAAGUCAACAUCUGUGAUAGAACCUGUUUAUUUAGAGUUUCCUGAAUUCAAAGGCAGUUCUCGCCGGGAUUAUUGGCUGGAUAUCUGUCUUGAGAUCCUGCGAGCACAUAAGUUUAUAAGGAAGCACAAUCUAAAUGAAGUUCAGAAAUCAGAAGUACUUGCGAGGGCAGUUUUUGGCAUUUUCAGAAUUCGUGCAAUUAGAGAAGCUUUCCAUGUUUUUUCAUCACAUUACAGAACCUUACUCACUUUUAAUCUGACAGAAAGUCUUCCUAGGGGAGACUCAAUUCUGGAAACGCUCUUGAGUCGAUUGAUGUUGCUAAAUACAGAUUGUUUCCAGCAUGAUGGCUCUGGGAGUCCAUCUGCAAAGCAGCAUCGACGACCAUAUCCAGUUUUUCUUCUAGCACUAAGUCAACUUGGAUUCACCUUACAGAAAGAGAUAAGUUUUGAAUGCGACAUAUUCCUAAUUGGAGAUGUUUGGGUUGGUGAGACAAAUCCCUUGGAAAUUGCAGUGAGACAAUCAAUAUCAGAUUCAGGCAGGGCUGAAGCUGCUCAAGCGACUGUUGACCAAGUGAAAGUGGAGGGUAUUGAUACAAAUCUUGCAGUGAUGAAGGAACUGUUGUUUCCAUUUGUGGAAUUGGCUAAUCGUCUUCAGAUUUUGGCCUCGUGGGAAGACUCUUACAAAUCAACGACUUUUCUACUGCUGUUCUGCUAUGCUAUUGUAAGGAAUUGGAUAAGGUUUAUUUUGCCAUGCAUUCUAGUGCUUCUUGCGGCUCUCAUGCUUUGCCGUAGAUACUUUGGCAAAAGCAAGCCACUAGAACCGUUCAUGGUCACAUCCCCUCCUAAUCGAAAUGCUGUAGAACAGUUGCUGACCUUACAAGAAGUCAUCACUCAAGUUGAAGCAUGUAUUCAAGAUGGGAAUAUUCUUCUCCUAAAAAUAAGAGCUCUCUUAUUUGCAGUACUUCCACAGGCAACGGACACGGUCGCUCUAGUGCUCAUUCUUGCCGCUUUAAUCUUUGCAUUUCUGCCAUUUAAAUACAUAAUCAUGCUGGUACUCGUAGAGGCGUAUACGAGGGAAAUGCCAUACAGGAAGGAAACGAGUAACAAAUAUUUUAGGAGGGCAAGAGAAUGGUGGAUCAAAAUACCAGCAGCUCCUGUUCAACUUGUCAAACCUGAUGAUAGUAAGAAAAAGAAAUCAUAAAAUUAGUUUGAUGUCAUGAUUUUGAGCAUCGUCUCCUCACCUUAAGGUAUUUUGUAUAUAUAUUAAGGUCUCGAGAAAUCUACAUUUUUCUUAAUGAUUAUAGUUACAGUUCUUAUUACA